This is a messenger RNA of Aptenodytes forsteri (emperor penguin), 2240 nucleotides long. Its product is annotated as solute carrier family 2, facilitated glucose transporter member 11. Gene Ontology annotation, molecular function: hexose transmembrane transporter activity. Bases 111 to 1601 code for a protein of 496 amino acids. Gene Ontology annotation, cellular component: membrane. Lineage: Eukaryota; Metazoa; Chordata; Aves; Sphenisciformes; Spheniscidae. Gene Ontology annotation, biological process: monosaccharide transmembrane transport. The record is from RefSeq and is a predicted model, not a curated record. The transcript is spliced from 12 exons.
GCCAAAUCCCAGUCAGAUGAGGAGCUCGGUCCGCAGCUUUCCCCCGCUCCGCCGUCUGUAGCCGUGUGGAAGCAGCGAGCGAGCGCUGCAGUCGUGAGCUGUCGGGAGGUAUGACACCAACGCGCAAGCUCCCCAGCUGGACCUUGUUUCUGGCUGUUUGUGCUGUUGGAAUUGGAGGGACCUUUCAGUAUGGGUAUAAUGUGUCCAUUAUCAAUGCACCCACCCAGCAUAUACACAGGUUCUUAAAUGAAACCUGGACUAGUCGUUACCACAAGGAACUACAUCCAGGUUUGCUGACUUUUCUUUGGUCUGUCAUUGCUUCUAUAUUUUCACUUGGAGGCCUGUGUGGAGCUCUUACUGGAGGCAGCAUGGCGAUUCGGCUAGGCAGGAAAGGAGCUCUUUUGAUGAAUAAUAUUAUAGCAAUACUGGCCUCCAUUUUAAUGGGGAUCAGUUUUCCUACAGGAUUGUUUGAGUUACUGAUUGCUGGAAGGUUUUUGAUUGGCAUAAAUUCAGGUAUUGGGCUCUGUGUGCAGCCUCUGUAUAUCGGGGAGGUUGCCCCAAAACAUCUUAGAGGUGGCAUGGCCAUGGGGAGUUCCAUCUUUCUGACUGGGGGGAUUCUGACAGGACAAAUAAUUGGUUUGAGGGAAUUAUUAGGUGGAGAAACGUAUUGGCCUCUGUUGCUGUCCAGCAGCUGUUUCCCAGCAUUUGCCCAACUUUUAUUCCUGCCAUGGUUUCCUGAAAGUCCCAGAUAUCUUCUUAUUGACAGAGGUGAUGAGCUGAGCUGUGCCAAAGCUUUGAAGCGAUUUCAUGGUUCUUCAGAGUAUGGAAGGGAGAUGGAAGACAUACAGCAGGAAUGUUUUGCCUUAGAUGGGGAGAAACCCAAGAAGCCCUGGCAAUUAUUCACUGAUCGUGGUGUGAGAUGGCAGCUCAUUACGGUGAUUGUGAUGACUAUGGGCCAACAGCUCAGUGGGAUAAAUGCUAUUUAUUUUUAUGCAACUUAUGUUUUUGAACAAGCUGGGAUCUCGGCAGAAAAAAUCCCGUAUGUGACACUCGGCACUGGAGCUUGUGAAUGCCUCACAGCCCUCACCUGUGGUUUACUGAUAGACUACGUGGGAAGAAGAUAUCUCAUCAUUGGGGGUUAUCUCCUUAUGACCCUUUGGAGCAUUGUUUUAACGUUCUCUCUGACCUACCAGGAACUGUACUCAUGGGUGCCUUAUGUGAGCAUGACAUCUGUAUUUGCCUUCAUCUUGAGCUUUGGGUUGGGACCAGGUGGCAUAACAAAUACCCUGACAGCUGAAUUAUUUAUACAGUCUUCACGUCCUGCUGCUUACAUGAUAGGAGGGACUGUUAGUUGGAUUAGUUUCUUCACAAUUGGAAUGCUCUUUCCCUUCAUAGUGAAUGGACUGAAGCAGUAUUGUUUUCUGGUGUUCUUACUGGAGUGCUCCUUAGUUGCUGCUUUCAUCUUCCUCGUAAUUCCUGAGACAAAAAACAAAUCUUUUCUAGAAAUAAAAAAGGAAUUUCACAAGCUUAAUUUUGGAAGAAAUACCAAAAAAAAGGAAACAGAGCUUUAUGAAAGAGGACAACUCCAUGAUGAAUUUUAAAAAAAUUCUGUGUAAUUUCACAGCUGUAACAGAACUUAAAUGAGAAUUAUGAACAGUGUCUUCUAAAUUAGCAGUGUAAUACCACGAACAAGUAGCUUAUUAAAUCCUCCUGUAUAUUUAGAGGAAGUUUAAUUAAAGGCAAGUUAAUCUUUCUGAAAUGCUAUUAAAACCGUAUUAUAUUAUACAUAGAAGACUCAAUGUUUAGUUACAACUUGAUGUUGUAGGAAUGCAGGAAUGCCAGGAGAGGGUGUUCAAUGAAUUCCUCCCCCCGGCAGAUUUCUUCUAAUAAUUCAGUAGCUCUUCUUUUAUUUCUAAGCCCCUUCAGGUUCGGGUAAUCAAGCAUAUGUUACUGCUUUACUGAAUAAAAUAUUCUGAGGCAUUAAAACCCAAACAAGAACUGACCUACUGAGAAAUCAAUACUUGAAAUAUUCUAGUUUAUAUAUAAAUUGGGGUAUUUAGUUGCUGUUUUUCACUUAAAUAACUUCUUUGAAAGAUUUAAGGACAUUCCUCAUCUACUCCUACUACUGUAACUGUACAAAGCCAGUACAGCCCCUAUCUGAAUUACUGUUAUUUGUAAUAAAGUUUAUUAGAAAGACUUGUUUCCUAAAAGGGUACUAAUAAAAACAGUUUCUGGGUUUU